AUGAGUUUUGAAAUAGAGCAGGAAUAUUAUGUUCCUCCAGAUGUUCUGUUUAACACCUUUACCGAUGCACAUACCUUGACAAGACUAUCCAGGGGCUCCUUAGCUGAAGCGGACCUAAGGGUUGGAGGAAAAUUUUCUUUAUUUUCGGGAAGUAUAUAUGGAGAAUAUGUCGAAAUUGAAAAACCACAAAAACUUGUCCAGAAAUGGAAAUUUCGUGAUUGGCGUGAUGCAGAUUAUAGUCAAGUUUCAUUUGAAUUUAUAAAAGUACAAGAAAAUCAUACCUUGCUUAAAUUAAAGCAUGAAAAUAUUCCCUUAACUAAUAAGUUUAAUGAAGGGGGAGUUAUAGAAAGGUGUAAAAAUGGAUGGACUGAAAAUAUUCUUCAUAACAUUGAAAUAAUAUUGGGGUACCCAAAAAAAAAAUAA
This is a messenger RNA of Plasmodium malariae, 423 nucleotides long. RefSeq names its product activator of Hsp90 ATPase, putative. The record is from RefSeq and is a predicted model, not a curated record. Lineage: Eukaryota; Apicomplexa; Aconoidasida; Haemosporida; Plasmodiidae. The coding region runs from base 1 to 423 and encodes 140 amino acids. The transcript is spliced from 3 exons.